AUGCCUCUAAAAAAGAUGUUUACUAGCGCAUCGUCUCGUAACUCUUCUUCCCUUGAAAACGACCAUGAUGCGUAUUAUUCCAAGCAGGAUGCAGAUAAUUUCCCUGUGAAGGAGCAGGAAAUCUAUAAUAUUGACCUGGAGGAAAACAAUGUAUCUUCUCGUUCAUCGACCUCUACAUCACCUUCAGCAAGGGACGAUUCCUUUGCAAUUGCAGAUGGUAAAGAUGAAAACACAAGGUUGAAGAAGGAAUUGAAGGCAAGACAUAUUUCUAUGAUUGCGAUUGGUGGGUCAUUGGGUACAGGUCUGCUUAUAGGUACAGGUACUGCUCUAUUAACCGGGGGUCCCGUUGCGAUGUUAAUUGCGUAUGCCUUUGUUGGUCUGUUGGUUUUUUUCACCAUGGCCUGUCUUGGUGAAAUGGCAUCCUAUAUUCCACUGGACGGUUUUACAAGUUAUGCCUCACGAUAUGUGGACCCUGCUUUGGGUUUUGCCAUUGGCUAUACUUACCUUUUCAAAUAUUUCAUCUUACCUCCAAAUCAACUUACUGCGGCGGCUUUAGUCAUUCAGUAUUGGAUCAGCAGAGACCGCGUUAACCCCGGUGUGUGGAUUACUAUCUUCUUGGUUGUGAUUGUUGCCAUCAAUAUCGUUGGUGUAAAAUUCUUUGGUGAGUUUGAAUUUUGGUUGUCCAGUUUUAAGGUUAUGGUAAUGUUAGGUUUGAUCUUGUUACUGUUUAUCAUCAUGCUUGGUGGGGGUCCUGACCAUGAUCGAUUAGGGUUUAGAUACUGGCGUGAUCCUGGUGCGUUCAAAGAGUACUCGACAGCCAUCACUGGUAGUACGGGCAAAUUUACUUCCUUUGUUGCGGUUUUUGUUUACAGUCUUUUCAGUUACACGGGUAUUGAACUGACAGGUAUUGUUUGUUCUGAAGCAGAAAAUCCAAGGAAAAGUGUUCCAAAAGCAAUUAAAUUGACAGUUUAUCGUAUCAUUGUUUUCUACCUAUGCACCGUUUUUCUUUUAGGUAUGUGUGUUGCAUACAAUGACCCUCGUUUACUUUCUACAAAAGGUAAGAGUAUGUCUGCAGCUGCAUCUCCAUUUGUGGUUGCCAUCCAAAAUUCAGGCAUCAAAGUUUUACCCCAUAUUUUCAACGCUUGUGUCCUAGUUUUCGUCUUCAGUGCUUGUAACUCGGACUUGUAUGUUUCUUCCAGAAACUUAUACGCACUAGCUAUUGAUGGUAAAGCGCCCAAGAUCUUCGCUAAGACAAGUAAAUGGGGUGUUCCUUACAACGCCUUAAUACUCUCAGUGUUAUUCUGCUGCUUGGCGUAUAUGAAUGUGUCUUCAGGAUCAGCAAAGAUUUUCAACUAUUUCGUUAAUGUUGUAUCAAUGUUCGGUAUCUUGAGUUGGAUCACCAUUUUGAUUGUUUACAUCUACUUUGAUAAAGCCUGCCGUGCUCAAGGGAUCGAUAAAUCUAAAUUUGCUUAUGUUGCCCCUGGUCAACGUUACGGGGCCUAUUUUGCUUUAAGCUUUUGCAUUUUGAUCGCUUUGAUCAAAAAUUUCACUGUUUUCCUUGGUCAUAAAUUCGAUUAUAAAACUUUCAUCACUGGGUAUAUUGGCUUGCCGGUCUAUAUUUUAUCCUGGGCUGGAUACAAAUUGAUUUAUAAGACCAAAGUGAUCAAAUCAACCGACGUGGAUCUAUACACAUUCAAGGAAAUAUACGAUAGGGAAGAAGAAGAGGGCAGGAUAAAAGACCAAGAAAGGGAAGAGCGUUUGCAAAGAAACGGUAAAAAUAUGGAAUGGUUUUAUGAAAAAUUCCUGGGUAGGAUCUUUUAG
Messenger RNA from Saccharomyces mikatae IFO 1815, 1821 nucleotides. RefSeq names its product dicarboxylic amino acid permease (gene DIP5). Lineage: Eukaryota; Fungi; Ascomycota; Saccharomycetes; Saccharomycetales; Saccharomycetaceae. Bases 1 to 1821 code for a protein of 606 amino acids. Gene Ontology annotation, molecular function: amino acid transmembrane transporter activity. Gene Ontology annotation, biological process: amino acid transmembrane transport. The transcript has a single exon. The record is from RefSeq and is a predicted model, not a curated record. Gene Ontology annotation, cellular component: membrane.